AUAUAUAUAUAUAUGAUGAAUUUCUCUAAAAGUUCUCUACUUAAUCUUAAUUCUAUUGAAGAAAUAGAACAGAAUAUGAAAAAUUUCAAUAUAAAUAGUAAAAAAAAUCUUUUUCAUUAUUAUGACGUAACAACUUCUCAAAUUUGUGACAAUGAAAACCCUCUUGAACAAUGUUCCUAUGUCUGUACAAGGUCAUAUAUUUCUUCAACUGAAACUGAUUUACCAAAGCACAAUCAAGAAAAUUACAUUGUUCUAACAGACAAUAAUAUUGAAAUUAGUACACAGACACCAAUGGUAAAAAGACCUUUAUUGAUACCUACAACGCCAAUAAAGAAAAAGAAACAAUGGAACAGAAACGAAUUAAAGCCAAAAAAGUUAAUAUAUCAAGACGAAAGAUUCUAUGAGAUCAACGAUAGGGAUAGUGGUGUCGUACUUGAAUCCGAAAAUUAUUCUGAGAUAUGUAGUACUAUAAAAUACAAUAUAUUUCAACAAGAGAAUAAAAAAACAGAGAAAAUAUCUAAUAUAAAAGGAGUAACACAAAAUUCUAAUGUAUUAAUAGAACCAAGAAUUACUAGAUCGAUAACAAAAAAGUUACAGUUGUACAAUAAAAAUAAUGAAAAUAAUAUACAAGAAAUACACGAGAUAGUAGAAACACCAAGAAAUACAAAAAAUAAUACAAUAACAAAGGCUACAUGUAGUAAAAAGUCAACUAAUUAUAGUAAAAAGAAUCAAAACUUUUGUGAGAGAAAAGAAAGUAAGAUAAAUAAUUUGGAUAGAUCACAGUAUAUUGUAUGUGAGAACGAUCACAAUAUGCCAAUAUUGUCUCAAUACAAUGGCAAUGGAACAUGGCAAGAUAAGUUACAAUGGUUACAACCACGUCGAGACGUAGGUAUGUGGAUACAAUGUUGUCGAAAAAAAUGUAAAAAAUGGAGGUAUACUAUAGACUAUCAUGAUCCAAUAGAUGUACCUGUUAUAUGGUACUGCGAAAUGAAUUCUGGUAAAUAAAUU
Vespa crabro (European hornet) is the source of this 1008-nucleotide messenger RNA. RefSeq lists its product as uncharacterized. The coding region runs from base 13 to 1005 and encodes 330 amino acids. Gene Ontology annotation, molecular function: zinc ion binding. The transcript has 3 exons. The record is from RefSeq and is a predicted model, not a curated record. NCBI's taxonomy places the organism in Eukaryota, Metazoa, Arthropoda, Insecta, Hymenoptera, Vespidae.